This is a messenger RNA of Arachis duranensis, 4576 nucleotides long. Its product is annotated as phosphatidylinositol 4-kinase beta 1. Bases 630 to 3929 code for a protein of 1099 amino acids. Gene Ontology annotation, biological process: phosphatidylinositol phosphate biosynthetic process; phosphatidylinositol-mediated signaling. Gene Ontology annotation, molecular function: 1-phosphatidylinositol 4-kinase activity. The transcript is spliced from 16 exons. The record is from RefSeq and is a predicted model, not a curated record. Gene Ontology annotation, cellular component: membrane; cytoplasm. NCBI's taxonomy places the organism in Eukaryota, Viridiplantae, Streptophyta, Magnoliopsida, Fabales, Fabaceae.
GACGCUCACGCACCUUCAAUUUUAUUUUUUAUUUUUUAUUUUUAUUUUUAUCUAUUCUAAUUAACUCGUACUUUACCUUUGUCGUUGAUCUGUCUAUAUCGAAAAAAACGACGACCACCACCACCGCAACAACCUCCACCAGAACGCCGUCGUUUCGAAGAGAUCCGUUGUGGCAUUCGAUUCGCUUCCACGUUCUCGUGCGGUUCGAAUCAGAUUCACAUUUCGUCUUCUACGCUAUUCAGAUACAUUCAUUUUUAUCGAAUUGAAGCCUCGUUUUGAUUUAUAGGCUGAAUCCUCCGAUUCUUCCUGCUUCGGCUCCAAUUUUUCGCUGCUCGAGUUUGCCCCGAUUGCGUUGUUCCGUUAUUUCCAUGAACGCUGUAAGAGUUUCUUGUUCAACAUCGUUUUUUUAUCGGAAUCUCCAUUAGACACCCGAUUCGGAUAACCGAUGAGGGUGAGGGAUUCUAUUCGUGGCUGGAUUAGGGUUUACAACGAAGGUUUUAGGGAUUCGUAGGGUUUUAUAAUGAGGAUCCUACUCUGCUUUAGCUGGUUGUUGAAUUGGAAUUAGGAUCCUGUUGCGGGGUUGGUAGCGGUUAACCCCAUCAGGGUUUGAUGAUGGUAGAUUGAGGAGGAUGGUGAAGCUUUUAGGAUUGAGUCGUGUCUGGGCCGAUGAGCCCAGAGAAAUCACGUCGAGGUCCAAUUUGACCAGUGAGACCAGUGAGAAUGGGUGGCUUAUCAGGUUCUUUGAUUCCUCCUUCUUCUGCGAGUGGAUCGCAGUUAGCUACUUGUACAAGCAUGACCAUGCAGGGGUGCGCGAUUACCUCUGCAAUAGAAUGUACACACUUCCAUUGCAGGGAAUUGAGAGCUAUCUGUUCCAAGUGUGUUACAUGAUGAUACAUAAGCCUAGCCCCUCUUUGGAUAAGUUUGUCAUUGAUAUUUGCUCCAAGUCUCUUAAGAUUGCUUUGAAGGUGCAUUGGUUCUUAUUGGCUGAGCUUGAGGACAAUGAUGAUGAUAAUGAUAAUGAAGCUAUUAGUAGGAUGCAGGAGAAGUGCCGGAUUGCGGCCACCUUGAUGGGUGAGUGGGUGCCCCUGAUUAGGCCUCAAGGUUCAUCUUCCAGCGUUGGAGGUAAGAACCAAGUUUUCAAUAGGUUCUUGUCUUCAACACGCCGGUUGUCGAUAACACCUACGCCUCCUCCUCAGAAGUCCAUGUCUUUCUCGCCUUCUUCAGGAAAGAAUUUGCAGGUGAACGUUAGUCCGCAGUCUCCUGAUGAAAACAACUUGUUUAAGAAAUUGUUGCCAAGUCCAAAGUUUAGAGAUGCUUUGCUGUUUCGGAAGUCAGCGGAAAAAGAUGACAAUGAUUCUGAGAAGGAUGGCUUUUUCAAGAGGCUUUUAAGGGAUAGCAAAGGUGAGGAUGAGUUGGGCCAGAAAAUCCGAGAUGCAUUUCACUUCAGAAAGUCAACCGAGAAAUAUGAUGAAGACUCUGACAAGGAUAAUUUCUUUAAAAGGAUCUUAAGGGACAAUAGAGGUGAUGAUGAAGACUCUGAAAAGGAUGGCUUCUUUAAAAGGCUCUUGAGGGACAAUAAAGGCGAGGUGGAGGGUUCUCCCUCAAGUUCGGAUGGAAUUUUUAAGAGAUUGUUUCGUGAUAGCAAGAAUGAUUCUGAGGAUAAAACACCGACCAAAAUGAUGGCAGAAGAGGAGAAAGAAGGAUUUUUCCGCAAGUUUUUGAGGGAAAAAUUUGAAGAUAAGAAGGAUUCGAAUGAUGAAGGAGAAAAUGCUAAUUCCGAAGAGAGAGGUGCAAAGCAUUCUGAACAGGAUGAAAAAGAAGGGUUUUUCCGAAAAUUUGUUAAGGAUAUAUUUGAGGACAAGAAAGAUGCAAAUGAUAAAAUUGAAGAAGGUACUGCCACUAUUGAGGAGGAAGAGCCUUCUGAAUUUCCUUUGUUCAAAAGAUUAUUUCGUGUGCACCCUGAAGAUGGUAAAAGUAGUUCAACCAAUGAAAACAACGGUGAAAGUAGUCCAGGUACAGAAAAUUUCUUCCGCAAAUUGUUUAGAGAUCGUGAACGUUCAGUUGAAGAUUCAGAACUAUGGGGGUCGAAUAAGCAGAAAGAGCAGAAGCAUCCUGAAUCACCUGAGAAAUUUGCAACAAAACCUCCACUUCCAUUCAAUCAAUCACAUUUCCGUAAAGUAGCUUACCAUGAGUCAUUGGAAUUUGUGCUGUCAUUAUGCGAGACAUCGUUUGGGUUAGUUGAUGUAUUUCCAGUUGAAGACCGCAAACAUGCUUUGCAUGAGUCUCUAGCAGAGAUCAAUUUACAUUUGACAGAGGCACAGAAUACUGGAGGAGUUUGUUUUCCUUUGGGAAAGGGCAUGUACCGUGUGCUUUAUAUUCCUGAAGAUGAAGCUGUUCUCUUGAAUUCUAGGGAGAAGGCGCCUUACAUGAUCUGUGUUGAAGUAUUGAGAUGUGACAUGACAAGCAAUUCCAAGGACACGUCCAGUCCUCAUAAACUUUCCAAAGGUGGAAUUCCCUUGGCAAAUGGAGAUGCUCUCUUGCCAAAACCACCACCAUGGGCUUAUCCACUGUGGACAACACAAGAGGUUUAUCGUAAUAGCAAUGAUAGGAUGUCAAGAUCAACUGCUCGGGCAAUUGACCAGGCAAUGACUCAUGUAUCCGAGGCAAAAGUCAACUUUGUUAGUGUGAGUCUUUCUGUAGAAUCACAAUUACAUGUUCAGCCAGAGAAAACUGAAGUGGAUCUGCAUGUUAGCAGUCAAGGUCCUUAUAGUAACAGUGUUGGUGAAAUGGCAAGGGGAGGACGUAACAGUGAUGUGAAGUGCGUACGGGUAGUGCUGACCACUGAUCCUGGGCUUAGAAUGGAAGAUAUUGGGGAACAAGCACCUAGACGGCGGAGGGAACAUCGUCGUGUGCCAAGUACAGUGGCAAUAGAGGAAGUAAAAGCGGCGGCUGCUAAAGGGGAAGCACCUCUUGGACUUCCUUUGAAAGGUGCUGGUCAGGAUUCAUCAGAUGCACAACCAAGGGCUAAUGGAAUUGCCCGCAAAGCGAGUGAUGCCUUGUCUGGUGAACUUUGGGAGGCAAAGAAAGAGAGGAUACGCAAGGCUUCCAUUCACGGCAAUUCACCUGGUUGGGACUUGAGAUCUGUUAUUGUAAAGAGCGGUGAUGAUUGCAGGCAGGAGCAUCUGGCGGUUCAACUAAUUUCACAUUUCUAUGAUAUCUUCCAAGAAGCAGGCCUACCUCUCUGGCUACGCCCUUAUGAAGUUUUGUGUACAUCAUCUUACACAGCUCUUAUCGAAACUAUUCCAGACACGGCUUCUCUACAUUCGAUCAAGAGUAGAUAUCCCAACAUCUCAAGUUUACGUGGGUUCUUUAUUGCCAAGUAUCAAGAAAAUUCUCCAAGUUUCAAACUUGCCCAGAGGAACUUCGUUGAAAGUAUGGCUGGAUAUUCCCUAGUCUGCUACCUUCUGCAGGUGAAGGAUAGGCACAAUGGGAACCUCUUAUUGGAUGAAGAAGGUCAUAUUAUACAUAUUGAUUUUGGCUUCAUGCUUUCCAAUUCACCUGGUGGUGUUAAUUUUGAAAGUGCACCUUUCAAAUUAACCCGAGAGCUUCUUGAGGUCAUGGAUUCUGAUGCUGAGGGCAUUCCAAGUGAAUUCUUUGAUUAUUUCAAGGUUUUAUGCAUUCAAGGCUUUCUUACUUGCCGUAAGCAUGCUGAGCGAAUAAUUCUUCUUGUUGAGAUGUUACAGGACUCUGGUUUCCCCUGCUUUAAAAAUGGUCCACGGACAAUACAGAACCUACGGAAGCGAUUCCACCUCAGUUUAACGGAAGAGCAAUGUGUAUCAUUGGUGCUUACUCUGAUCAGCAGUAGCCUGGAUGCAUGGCGGACACGGCAGUACGACUAUUACCAGAGGGUUUUGAAUGGAAUAUUGUGAGAUAAUUUGUCAGUGAUGAUCAUUUGCCUUUUCCAUUUUAACUAAAGCUUGCACCGUGAAUUCCCGACAAAUAGAAUUGUGAUUUUCGGUCAUUUAAUUGUGGUUGGUCCACUGGUGUGCCGUUGGAAUUUCUGUGGAUGGUGAGAAUUAAUAGACGGCACUGUGGCAGGGUGCAGUCUCUUUUCCCUGGGUAGAGGAAGGUUCCGACUUGCAAAAAUCAUUUUUUCCCCUUCAAAUUGAUCUUGAUUUUGCAUUGCUUCUUGUGAAUGUAGCUCUGGCUUAGCCUCCUAAAUGGUGAGAGAUAGUGGAAAUUGUAUAGUGAUUUUAGCAUGAGUGACAGGUUUCUGUUGGGUGUUGAUAUGUGUAGUGUGUAAAAACUAUUUGAUUCAUCAAAACUCUUGGGGGGAUGUUUUCAACUGUGAAGCAGAUGCUGACCUGGUAUAUCUUGGACAUCCGUUGAGACUGCUGUGUUGUUUCUUCCUGAUCUCAGUUGAUCUAUCACGUCUCUUCCUAGGGUUGAUUAUUCAAUUCUUACACUAUUGAAAUUCUUUAGUGAUGUUUGAUUACAUCAUAUGUAAUUUAUUCUGUUUACUUUCAUGGUGAAAUUUGUUCACCCUCCAUAUCAAUCAUACAAAGUUUUGGUGCCA